Molecule: messenger RNA, 1269 nt
Organism: Funneliformis caledonium
Lineage: Eukaryota; Fungi; Glomeromycota; Glomeromycetes; Glomerales; Glomeraceae
Source: the annotation of a GenBank genome assembly
AUGGGAAAGGAACGAGCUGUCAAGAAAGAACGCCAUAAUCCUCUACACGUUCAAAUAUUAGAAGAUAAAAACCCCGGCAGAAAAAAUUUCAAAAUAAAAGCUUUAAAACGAAAUCAAGAAAAAGACGAUGAAUACGUUGAACCGAGUCUUUCUCGGAAAAUUCUCACAAUUGCAAGAGAGCAACAGGAAGAGCUUGAAGAAGAGUCUAAUUUAGACAAAAGUCAAAUCAACAAGGAGGAUCAAAGUCAAUUAUUUUCUUCAAUAAUUGAAGACGAAAGUGAAGAAGAUGAUCAUUCUGAUGAAGAAGAAAAUUUUGAUUAUGAAGAAUUGGAAAUCGAUGAAAACGAUCAAGUAAUUCUAGAGAAGUUUUUACCAAAUGCUCCAAAGGAAAGAAAAACUUUGGCAGAUUUGAUUAUAGAAAAGAUCGAAGCACGAAAAUUUGCCAAGGAUGAUACUACUUCAGCAUCUCAAUCCUCAGCUAUAAGUCCAAAGGUCGUCGAAGUUUAUACAAAAGUCGGCACCCUUUUAAGUCGGUAUAAGUCCGGAAAACUUCCAAAAGCUUUCAAAAUUAUCCCAUCAUUAUCCAAUUGGGAAGACAUUUUGUACCUUACACAUCCUGAAAAUUGGACUCCGCAUGCGACUUUUCAGGCCACCCGAAUUUUUGUUUCAAAUCUUAAGGCAAAUCAAACACAAAGAUUUUUUGAUCUCGUCCUUCUCGAAAAAGUUCGAGAUGAUAUUCAAGAGAACAAAAAACUCAAUUACCAUUUAUAUAUGGCUCUCAAAAAAGCUUUAUAUAAACCAGCUGCCUUUUUUAAAGGAAUCUUGUUUCCUUUAUGUGAAUCGGGUACUUGCACUUUAAAAGAGGCGGUUAUCAUUGGUAGCGUAAUCUCAAAAGUAAGCAUACCUAUGCUUCAUUCUUCUGCUGGUUUGUUACGACUCGCUGAGAUGGAAUAUUCGGGAUCAAAUAGUUUAUUUAUUCGGAUAUUGCUUGAUAAAAAGUACGCGUUACCUUAUAAGGUGGUAGACGCGCUGGUUUUUCACUUUAUGCGGUUCAAAAAUGAUGAAAGAACCAUGCCGGUACUAUGGCAUCAAUCUUUCUUGGUUUUUGCUCAGAGGUAUAAACAAGAUUUAACUCCCGAACAAAAAAAUGCGCUUCUUGAUGUAUUAAAGGUGAAAUCUCACAAUCUUAUAACGCCAGAAAUUCGUCGUGAAAUUGUUAAUUCUGUUACACGUGGCGAAAUAAUGGUUGAUGAAAUGGAAAUUGUUUAA